UCUUUUUCAUAAAGAGAGGGGAGGCGUAAGAGACGGGGGGGAGGGAGAGAGAGAGAAAGAGAGAGUGAAAGAGUAUGGAGAACGCUGGGAAGCUGCGGUGUCAGAGAAUGGGCUGCGACGCCAUGUUCACGGAGGACGAGAACCCCGAGGGCUUCUGUAGAUUUCACGACUCGCCAAUAUUUCAUGAUGGUAUGAAAGAGUGGAGUUGUUGCAAGCAAAGAAGUCACGAUUUCAGCUUGUUUCUAGAAAUCCCUGGAUGUAAAGUAGGUAAACACACAACCGAGAAACCAGUGCUAACAAAGCCACCUACUACUCCAAAACCAGUUCCUGUACCAUCUGAAGCAACUGGUGCAUCAGCAAAAGAAGCUUGCUCUAGGUGCCGCCAGGGAUUCUUUUGCUCUGAACAUGGUUCACAAGUCAGGAUUAUGAAUCCCAACCCACCGAGUUCAGUAGCAGCUCCCCCUGCCGAAGGCAAUGCAGAUCAUCGGGAAGCCCUUGCUGCUCCAGCAAAAAAGCUAGUCGAUAUAAAUCAGCCCCAAAUUUGUAGGAACAAGGGAUGCGGCCAAACCUUCAAAGAAAAGGACAAUCAUGACACCGCUUGCAGUUAUCAUCCAGGGCCUGCCAUUUUCCAUGACCGGAUGAGAGGGUGGAAAUGUUGUGACAUUCAUGUCAAAGAAUUCGACGAGUUCAUGGCCAUACCUCCAUGCGCCAAGGGAUGGCACAAUGCUGAUCCAGCACCUUGAGAUGAUGCAGAACUCAAUCGUUCAUGGGCAAUCUCCAAUUUGCGUUUACAGAGUGGUUCAUUUUGACAUGAUGUAUGCUCAUUUCACCCAUUCGCAUUGUGAUAAUUCUGCUUUUUGAGACCCCCCCCCCCCCAAAGUAAGAUAAUCUUAUGUGGGUCUUUAUGUUUUCAUUUCAUUGGCUUGUUUUUUUAAUUUCCUGGAGAUUACAACAUAUCAUGACUUAUAGCUCUUCAGUUAUGUUCAUCUAAAAGCGUUAUAACUCAA
Diospyros lotus (date-plum) is the source of this 1007-nucleotide messenger RNA. Its product is annotated as cysteine and histidine-rich domain-containing protein RAR1-like. Gene Ontology annotation, molecular function: Hsp90 protein binding. Bases 75 to 743 code for a protein of 222 amino acids. Gene Ontology annotation, biological process: defense response to bacterium; defense response to fungus. The transcript is spliced from 5 exons. The record is from RefSeq and is a predicted model, not a curated record. NCBI's taxonomy places the organism in Eukaryota, Viridiplantae, Streptophyta, Magnoliopsida, Ericales, Ebenaceae. Gene Ontology annotation, cellular component: cytoplasm; nucleus.